Molecule: messenger RNA, 1589 nt
Organism: Cervus elaphus (red deer)
Lineage: Eukaryota; Metazoa; Chordata; Mammalia; Artiodactyla; Cervidae
Product: HLA class II histocompatibility antigen, DM beta chain
Exons: 6
Coding region: 234-1022 (262 amino acids)
Biological process (GO): immune response; peptide antigen assembly with MHC class II protein complex; immunoglobulin production involved in immunoglobulin-mediated immune response
Cellular component (GO): lysosomal membrane; MHC class II protein complex; late endosome membrane
Molecular function (GO): MHC class II protein complex binding
Source: RefSeq, a predicted model, not a curated record
CUGUUUGGGACGCUCAGUUGAUCUGGCAAGGAACAGGUUUAGUAUCUCGGGCCUUAGUAGCCCCAAAUCUCUCAUUUAGAGAGCAUCAAGGGGCGUGGGCAACACCACAUUCCCACUUAGUGUGUGGAGGAUCUCCCUACCCAGGCUGGGACUUCUGGGGUAGACGAAGACCCAGGGCCCCUGGAGGAGCUGGUCCAGGGGACCGAACUCCCCGUGUCUCCCCAGAGCAGAGCAUGACUGUCCUCCUGCCGCUGCUGCUGGGCCUCAGCCUGGGCUGCACCGGAGCAGGUGGCUUUGUGGCACACGUGGAAAGCACCUGUCUGUUGGAUGAUGAUGGGAAUCCAAAAGACUUCUCAUAUUGCAUCUCCUUCAACAAGGAUUUGCUGACCUGCUGGGAUCCCCUGCAGGCCAGUAUGGUUCCUCGUGAAUUUGGGGUGCUGAACGGCUUGGCCAAGUACCUCUCACAGUUCCUCAACAGUAACGAUGCCCUGAUCCAGCGCUUGUCCAAUGGUCUGCAGAACUGUGCUGCGCACACCCAGCCCUUCUGGAGCUCUCUGACCCACAGGACACGACCGCCGACCGUGCAGGUAGCCAAAACCACUCCUUUUAACACGAGGGAGUCUGUGAUGCUGGCCUGCUACGUGUGGGGCUUCUACCCAGCGGAUGUGAUCAUCACAUGGAGGAGGAAUGAGCAGGAGGUCCUCCCUCACGGCAGGGCCCACAAGAUCGUCCAGCCCAAUGGAGACUGGACGUACCAGACCGUCUCCCAUUUGGCCACAACCCCCUCUCUUGGGGACACCUACACGUGCGUGGUCGAGCACAUGGGGGCUCCUGAACUCAUCCUUCAGGACUGGACUCCUGGGCUGUCGCCUGUGCAGACGGUGAAGGUUUCCUUGUCGCUGGUAACGCUCGUCCUGGGCCUCAUCGUCUUCGUUUUUGGUCUGCGCGGUUGGCGGAGAGCCACCUCCUCCGGCUACAUUUUCCUCCCGGGGUCCAAUUAUCCAGAAGGUCAGCACAAUUGAUAGAGGCAGAACCCUACAGCUUUCUCGCCACGUGACAAGGAGAUCCGAACUCUUGGCACACUGCUGGGGCCCUCCAGCUCCUCCAGCCCUCCACAUCUUCUCGACCCUAUGGUUUCUCUAUUUAAGUCUUUGAAUUUCCCAGUCUUCCCUAUGUGAGGGCUUCCCUUGUGGCUCAGCUGGUAAAGAAUCCGCCUGCAAUGCAGGAGACCUGGGUUUGAUCCCUGGGUUGGGAAGAUUCCCUGGAGAAGGGAAAGGCUACCCACUCCAGUAUUCUGGCCUGGAGAAUUCCAUAGACUGUAUCGUCCAUGGGGUCACAAAGAGUUGGACACGACUGAGCGACUUUCACUUCACUUCAUUUCACUUCCCUAUGUGAACCUUGGGGGAACUCACUCCUGCUAAGAAUAUUCCAUAACCAAGGUGCUGUCCAUAGGCAGAGCCCAAGGCUAAAUAUCUGGGGUGAAUAUCAUCUGGGGAGGAAGGUCAAAGACCCUCUUGGGGGCCCCCCUGUGUCACAGAGGGCAUGAAUCACUGUUGAUUGCCUCUGAGGAAUAAACUGGUGGAAUCCUG